Molecule: messenger RNA, 4716 nt
Organism: Hyposmocoma kahamanoa
Lineage: Eukaryota; Metazoa; Arthropoda; Insecta; Lepidoptera; Cosmopterigidae
Product: max-binding protein MNT-like
Exons: 13
Coding region: 333-2156 (607 amino acids)
Biological process (GO): regulation of transcription by RNA polymerase II
Molecular function (GO): protein dimerization activity; DNA-binding transcription factor activity, RNA polymerase II-specific; RNA polymerase II cis-regulatory region sequence-specific DNA binding
Source: RefSeq, a predicted model, not a curated record
GCGCCGGUCGAGUUGCCUUUUGCUCGUCGCCCCUUAUCUGCCGGUGCUAUCGAUACUCAGAUACGGCUCGCGUGAAUCGUACCGCCCGCGUCGCGGUAACACUCCGAGCGCUUCCGUUUCAGGAGUCGUGGCGCAGCCGUUAAGUUUAUCGUCCUUUGACAGAUCAUCGGCCAAGUUAUUGUGAAAAUGAGUAAACAGUGUUAAAAUAAAAGUCGGACAACUUACGCGACUUAAACUGACUUAUAGAAAUAUAUUCAAAAUGGUAUGUAGGACGCAAGUGAGUGAAAUGGGAACUUAUAAAGUGAUUAGUUAGUUUUGUGCCCUAUUAUAGAAUGGGUAUACUUAUGGAAACCACCGAAGUAAAUCUGGGCACUUCCAGCUACCGGGGCCGCCGAGCCCAGCCGGAGCUCUUUGGCGCAAUGGGAACUCCCAGUGAUCUCUUCGCGGAGACUGUUCACACCAUCGCCAUAAAUACCAUGGAGACAGAAUUUGGCAGUAUCGUGGAGCCGAUCCCUAUAACGCUCAAGACGUACAAACAAUUGCAAGCUCAUGGCCACCCGUCUAUGGGGAUCAAUGGUUACAGCUAUCCGCAACAAAUGGUGACGGCGCUUGCACCAAUGCCUCAUUAUGCUACUUACGUCCAAGAAGUCCAGCGACCCUCCACGUCAAGUCAUACUCCCAGUCCGGUUAAGGAGGAAACGAAAGAUGAUCAAAAGAUCACAAGGCCACCCAAAAAGAAAUGGAUUAAGGAGUACCUAGAGGAGGAGCCGAAGUCGCUGGUGCCGGUGCGGGUGGCAGGACUGCCAGUGACGACGCGCAGCAACGGCGUGGUGCGGCCGCAAUCACCGAACGCGCCGGCGGCAGCUCCCCCCGCUGCUGCCGCGCCCGCGCCCGUGGCUCACCCCGCGCCCGAGCCGGCCCCCGCGCCCUCCUCCUUCCUCGACUUCGUACAAGAACAUUCCAGGCCGCGAACGACGAGCAACAGUCAUGGGCCGUCCCAAAUCCCCUCACCCCCUUCGGUGGGCAGCAAUGGCAGUGGUAGCGGAAGCAGUAGCGGGAGCGCCCCCCGCGCCGGUACACGCGAAGUUCACAAUAAGUUAGAGAAAAACCGCCGAGCACAUCUCAAAGAAUGCUUCGAACUCCUGAAGAGACAACUGCCAGCGACCUCUGAUGAUAAGAAGACCUCAAAUCUUUCUAUCUUGGGGUCUGCUAUACGGUAUAUUCAGGUGCUUCGUCGUAAGGAGCGGGAGUGCGAGCACGAGAUGGAACGACUGGCACGCGAGAAGAUCGCUGCGCAACAGCGGCUGGCCGCGUUGAAGCGAGAGGUCUCCGUACGAGCGACGGUUCGCCCGCGUAGCAUCGAUCCAACAACUGAAGAAAAAGAUAGGGAAGAUAAAGUAAAUGGACAAUUAUUAGGAACUUCAAUAAGUAUUACCUCCUCGCCACCCAGUUCCGUAACGCGGAUGGAUACCUCCUCUCCACAGACGUUGAAUCUAAGCACGAAGCUACGCACGCUGCCGAUUCAAAUAACGCCUACUACCUCACAGGUGGUGCGAACGUCGUACGGAGCGCGACAUAACACGCUGACUUUUACCACUCUCGCACCGGCUGAUACUGCCGCGCAGAACGGUCAACCAGCAGAGAACGGCGUGACGAAUGCACUGAGUACAACUCUGGUGCAUCCGGCUCAAAUACAUUUACCAUUAUCACAGAUGGUAGGUAGCGGAGGGUUGGUAGUGGGAGGCGCGGCGCUGCAGCUGCUAUCCGCAGGUGCCGGCCUACGGGUGCUACAAGCUCCCGCUGUGCAGGCUAAUGGUGUGACUACAGGAGAGAAUAAUAGGAUCCCUAAAGAAAAUGGCAUCGUGUCGCCUCCACCUGUGCCAGCCGAUGGUGUAGUAGUAUCCAGUCUGGGUCCAUUAGUGGUGUCGCAAGGCACCACGCUGCCUCACCCACAUGCCCAUCUACUGCAUACGCACACGCUCGCGCAUAAGAUGGUAGAAACGCAAGUCGUAAAAGGCAGCGUAACUCCUUUAACGGUCAGCGCACAGUAUCUUAGUGCCACCACGAUAGUCAAACCUGUGGUGGUGGUAUCAGGCGCACAUACCCCGCCGCCUGCACCUGCUCCCAGCAACGCCCCGCCCUCUUCUAAUACGUGAGGGUACCGCUACCGUCUCCUCCCGCGCCGUUCGUCCUCUACUGUCACAAAAUGGUGACGAGCACCUUACGCCUUAUGAACGCCUGAUAUCAAGAAACUUGAUCAGCGCGGAAAUAUCCGGUAUACCUAGCGCGUAAACUAAGAUGUUGGUGAAUUUAUUUUCAUGAGUGCGAGUGAAUAAGCAACAAUUGUAUUGAUGAGAGUGAAAGAGAAAUCCGAGAUAUAGUUGCCCCGUCUAUGUGCGCUAGGUCUGAAGGAAAUAUGAAACUGUCUCAUUCGCUUAUGCCUAAAAGCAAUAGCCGUUUAUGCCUUAUGAUCGCCUGGUACUGUCUAGGAGCAUUUUAUUGCAACGGCGUUCAAGACGUUCUCCACGCUUUUACACGAGGAUAACGCCCGGUCUGUUUAAGUUUAAUUAGAAAGGGAAGAAUUUGGUCAGAUGUACACUGCCAAAGGAAAUUUACAAGCAAUAAUUCUGUUAUAUGUAAUGGUGCGUGAGAGAUUAAAUAACAUUUGUCUCAGAGUGGCGAAAACUCGAUGCCAAGUUUCAGUUGCGUGAAAAUCUCAUUUGUGAGCUUAGGGACUGCAACCAUUCCUUGAAAACUUAGGGUGGACAGGUUACAUUCGUCUCCCUUUCACACUUUAGCCGAAAUAUGUGCGAAAAAGAGAAAGAAACUCGCUAGAGUGUGAUAGGAACGCAACUUAACCGGUCUUAUGUUAAGGCCGCGCGUAUGUAAAAAAAAUAUUUAUGCAAUACCUACUUAGUGGUCAGUUUUAUCAUCGAUCAAUGAAACAAGAAGACUGCCAAUUGCCAUACUUAAAUUUGUAUCCUACAACCGAGAAAAAAAUCGGUAUUACUGCUACUACUACUACUAGAUGGCGUUAGAAUCAGCGGGCAACUUGUUACGAAAGUUUUGUUCGUCCAAGUAGUACGCUUUACAUCCUAUAGAUGGCAUAGUAAAUCGGAAGCUCUGAUAUUCAGUCCUGUUGUUUUAUUGGUCCGUGUAAAUGGUCAGUUUUAUUUAAUGCUGGUGAUAGCAAAGUGACAAGUAGUGAAUGAAAAAUGAAGAAACAACCGGCCAAAAAAAAUCACUUCAUAUUUUUCUACGAAAAAUUAAAAAACAAUUCCAUAAUGUGAUGACCUACAAUAAUUUAUAUCAAAGUAGGCGUAAUGUUAUUUUAUUUUUAUUUAUUGAAGUUUUAAAGCCAGUAGAUAUAGGGAGCAAAGUUUUAUAAUAUUGAUCAAAAUUUGGAAAGUAAUUCGGAGCGGUUACCUCAAAAUGGCAAGCCCAUUUAUAUCAUUUUAGCUUAGCGAUAUGAAAUUAGUAUAGACGCCCAAACUGUUAAGAUUCGUUAACUAUUGUACGGUGGAUAACACUUUUACUUUAUAGCAUGUAUAAAACUUUUAGGUUAAGUUGUCUUAUAACUUAAGUGCCGAACAAGUGGGUAGGAAAAUGCAUGUGAAAUUAAAAGUGGGGUCGAAUGUACGGUAAGUUCUUUUGAGUAAGAUUGAGUAAUUAAUUAUACACCCUAUAUAUUUUAGCCGUUUGGACGACUAUGCCGAAUCCGUUAUUGUGAAAUCGUAGAAUUAGAAUAAAGUGUACUUGUUAUAUAUAGUCUUAACAGGAUAAAAAAAGUUUAUUUUUUCUACAAUAAUCUGUGAUCAACGCUGUAGUACUGGAAAUUCUGUACAAAGAUGUCUUUUAGGUAUUGUCAAUUUCUAAAAAAAAAGUGUGUUAUUGAAGUCAAUAAUUAUUAAAUUUUAGCUAAUAAAAUUAUGUGGCUUAUGCGUGUCGCGAAACUGCAACAUUUGAAAUGAACAUCUUGUGAUAGAAAGCCGGGAGACCAGGACUUUUAAGACGCUUGAAGAUAAAUUCUAUUGCCGACUUCCUCUCGCAUUCGUUGUUAUGUAUUCGUCAGAGGGAGACAUAGCUAGUUAAUGGUACACCUACCUACCUCAGGUCACAAUUAUUAAUGUUCUGGUCUUCGUUGCUGGCACGGGCCGUGCGGCCGUCCCCACAGUGUGCCUACAAUUUUAACUGUUAGAAUGAGUAUUUGUAAUCUUCUCGGUAAAACUAAGAAAUUAUAUCUUCGCAUAAUGUACCAGGGUGUAAGAAGUUACACGGUGUUUUAUACGCGACGGAAUAUUUUUUUAGUUUCUCCGUGAUUAUUUAGGUAGUUCGAGGGAUAAUGUAACUAUUAAAGCUCUCUGUUUCACCAGUUGUUAAGUUUAGCUAAUGGGCGUUGAUCUUGUUAACUUAGCAAUGUUAAGCGUUUUGUGAAGGCUGACGAGUUACUUACUUACUGUAUGACUUAGAAUAUUGGCGCUAGUGUCGACUUUUGACGUCAAUAAUUAGCAUUGUUAUUAGAAGUUAGUUCCUUAAAAUUCCACAAGAUGGCGUUGGUCAUGUUUGAACUUGUCAGCCCUUUAUGUCUAUUUCGCUUUUUUAUAUUCGGGUUGAAAAGAGACCCACUUUAAGAGCAAAUAAUUCUGCCAUGUUAUAACGUUGAUGCUGUUUAUUGCUCCGUAUUAAAUGUAACCAAAAAUAAUCAGCAUUAAUUGU